This is a messenger RNA of Micromonas pusilla CCMP1545, 610 nucleotides long. RefSeq lists its product as uncharacterized. Gene Ontology annotation, biological process: cellular response to nitrogen starvation. The record is from RefSeq and is a predicted model, not a curated record. NCBI's taxonomy places the organism in Eukaryota, Viridiplantae, Chlorophyta, Mamiellophyceae, Mamiellales, Mamiellaceae. Bases 62 to 460 code for a protein of 132 amino acids. The transcript is spliced from 4 exons.
GCGCGCGCGACGACGGACGCGACGCCUCCCCCGCGAGCGAAGAGAACGAACGAACCCCGCGAUGUCGGCUCGGUCCACGUUCAAGCAGGAGCACGCGCUCGACAAGCGCCAGGCCGAGGCGCAGCGCAUCCGGGACAAGUAUCCGGACCGGAUCCCGGUCAUCGUCGAGAAGGCUGAGAAGAGCGACAUCCCCGACCUGGACAAGAAGAAGUACCUCGUCCCCGCGGACCUCACCGUCGGACAGUUCGUGUACGUCAUCCGCAAGCGAAUCAAGCUCUCGCCCGAGAAGGCGAUCUUCGUGUUCGUGAACAACGUCCUUCCCCCCACGGCGGCGCUGAUGUCGGCGGUGUACGACGAUCACAGAGACGACGACGGGUUUUUGUACAUCGCGUACAGCGGCGAGAACACGUUCGGUUCCGCGUUGGAUCUGGAUCUGAUCGCGCUCGAAGAGGACGAGUGAUGCGAUGUGAUGUGAUGUCGUGGGGGUUGUGGGGAGGUGGGAGACGCGCGCGCGGAGGGAGACGAGGCGCGUUUGUUUGUAUGAACAUCGAACACUGUACGAGUAAAAACUUUUCAUGAGAAAGGUGAAAAUAAAAAAAAAGCAGGCUGC